UUUGCUACAAGCUAACCGCGCGCUUGACAUUUUUAAAAACCACCCACCAAAAGAUGCUCCUCCGACGGAUCAAAACUGUCCAACAAACAACCACAACAAGUCAGGGGGAACUUUGCCCAACUGUGUCCAAACUUCAAUAAGGAGGCAAAUCCCAAGCUGCACUUUGGAGGGUGUUAGCAUUGUUUUAUCGUCUCUGUACGAUCGCCUCUUGCUGGAGACGACUCGUUGUUUUUCUUUCUUUCUUUCUGUUUUUUUUUUAAUUUGAUUUUAUUACAUCAUUCCUGGAGUAGUUGCUGAUGAAUUCCCCGAAAAAGGACGGAGAUGAUGAUGUGCCCGUUAAAGAUUCGAUAAAAUACGGCGAACUGGUCAUAUUGGGGUACAAUGGCUCUCUUCCCAGCGGCGACCGCGGGCGCAGGAAGAGCCGCUUCGCCUUGUACCGACGGGCCAAGGCCAACGGCGUCAAACCCAGUGCUGUGCACAUCCUCAACACGCCGCAGGACAGCAAGGCUGUGCACAGCAGGGGGCAGCACAGCAUCUCUUUCACGCUGUCCCGCAACCAGACAGUGGUGGUGGAGUAUUGCCAUGACAACAACACUGACAUGUUCCAGAUUGGGCGCUCUACAGAAAGUCCCAUUGACUUUGUGGUGACAGACACAUCCGGGGGGGCCAAGGAGGGAGAGGACCCCUCCAUUGCCCCCAGCACCAUCUCACGUUUUGCCUGCAGGGUGGUGUGUGAGCGCCACCCGCCAUACACCGCGCGCAUCUACGCCGCUGGCUUCGACUCCUCCAAAAACAUCUUCUUGGGGGAGAAGGCCACCAAGUGGAAGAACCCCGAUGGACACAUGGACGGCCUGACCACUAACGGGGUCCUGGUCAUGCAUCCGGAGGGUUUCCCGGAGGACCCCAAGCAGGGUCUAUGGCGGGAGAUCUCGGUCUGUGGUGAUGUCUAUGCCCUGCGGGAGACUCGCUCUGGACCCAGUAGAGGCAAACUCGCAGAGGGGGAGAGCAGCGCGCUACGGGACGGUUCAUUGGUGGAUCUGUGCGGCGCCACUCUGCUGUGGCGCACAGGUGAAGGCCUCAUGCGCGCUCCCACCCUGCGCCACCUGGAGGCGCUUCGCCAGGAAUUGAACGCCACUCGGCCUCAGUGUCCUGUUGGCCUCAGCACACUGGCCUUCCCCAGCCUGCCCCGCAGCCACAGCCUUGAAGAACGUCAGCCAUGGGUCUACCUCACCUGCGGCCACGUCCACGGGCGCCACGACUGGGGCCAGAGAUCCGAGGGCGAGGAGGAGCCAGGCGAUAGCGACGGCUCCACCGUGCGGCGAGAGUGCCCGCUGUGCCGGAGCGUGGGCCCCUACGUGCCUCUGUGGCUGGGCUGCGAGCCGGCCGUGUACGUGGACGUCGGCGCCCCCACGUACGCUUUCGUGCCGUGCGGCCACGUCUGCUCAGAGAGGACAACCAGGUACUGGGCGGACACCCCGCUGCCUCACGGGACGCACGCCUUCAGACCCGUGUGUCCUUUCUGCUCAUCCGCCCUCAGCACGCCGGGAUGGACACGGCUCAUCUUCCAGGGCCCCAUCGACUAAAGCAACCACAACACAAAGAAGAAGUGACAGACCCUUCCCUCUCCUAUCAACAAACACACGUUUGUAGCGUAUGCAGCUCCUUCCCUUAUUCCUCCUUCAGGGCUUGUUGAUGGAUGGAGGAUCUGGUGAUGAGGUGAAAUGAAACGUGACAGAGUGAUCAAUACGGCCAUUGAUUUCCUCUGGACGUCAUCUUAGUCUGCCGAUUUUCAUUCCAUGACAGUACAAGUGCAGUGGAUCCCCGCAUAUUUGCAGAUUUAUGGUAAAAGAAAUUCUAUUUUUGUCAGAAAACUUGCACAUUCAUGCUUUUUCCAUGAAAAUAGGCUGCAUCUUCACCACCCAAAGUUGGUUAUCAUUUAUAAAUACGUGAUAAUGCAGCAUAAAAUGUACAACAUGGUGACCCACCGUUCAGUAAGGAUGAUGUAGACAUGGCUUAGGGAAACACCUUCUCUGACAGCUAGCCGGGAUGACCCAGCAGCCUGCAGAGCUGCGUAGCACCGCUAGCUGCAUGAGCAGGAGAUGUAGGCGGCCCCACAGCCGUUGCGCUUGUAGCGCUAGCCUGACCUCCAGGCUCAAGGCUAGACCGUGACUGUUCUUUCCAUCAUUUUUCAUUAUCUUUCAUUAGUGGUGAGUACAUUACACUGGUGAGUAUACUUUGAUACUACUACUACUACAGUGUGUUGAACAAGUGUGUGAGGCAUAUUUAGGCCUUAAACCUGGAUUUUCCUUCUAUGCAUUUCGCUUGUUAGCUUCCUUUGUCGCGUGUAAACAAUGGCAAUUGAAGAGAAAAGAGGAGUCACUUUUAAAUCAGAGGAGAUUGUCAGUGUCAAGCCAGGAGGAAGGUUUGGUGGCGCCUCGAUGCAGCAUAAUCUAGGCUUGAUUAUACACUCCUGAUCAAAAUGUUAAGACAAGAAUGUACAUUUUUCACUGUUGGAUCUUUGAGCUUUGUAGAGCUUUGAAAUGAAAGUAGAGCUUUGAAAGUAGAGCUUUGAAAUGCAAAAAGAAGAAAUGGGAGUGAGAUUAUAACAAUUUUAGGAAGAAAUUUAUUGCAAAGAAGUAUUCAAGUGGAAUGGCUGUUCAUCAGCUCAUCAAAGGUUUAAGCUAAAAACAAACAAACUCUGAAACCUCGUAAAAUAGAAAUAAAAUGUAUGAAAAAGAAGUGAGUAAUGAGUAGCCCGCUGCAACAUCUCCACAUAGCCCUCUGCCGUUUGACGCCCCCUGCACAACCUGAAGCUCCAUUGUUUCAUUGAAGGAUCGUUAUGAUGGAAAACAUCUGAGGUGGGAUCUCCUUGUCAUGCCAGCAACAUUGGAAGCCAUCAGGACCGUCAAGGGAGAAUAAAAGUGUCUUCCACCUUUCAAUGUCCCAUGUUUGGUGCUCUCCUGAAAAUUCCAAACGCCCAAUUUUGAAGAGCUUUUUUCUUGUUAAAAGCCUUCUCUGGCAGAUGGCGUCUGAUGGCUAUAGGACUGCACUCGGCACCAGUAACAACCUUCAUUUGGGCCGAGGCUGGUCCCGUGUCUUGACGGACAGCCAAUGGGAUCCUCCAGCUCAUUUUUUUGGGUCUACCACUUGACUUUUUUUGCUCCAUGAGCCUCAGGAUGUGUGAAGAAGUUUGAAAUGACUGGGAAGUUUGAACGUCUUACUGCGUCCAACCUCAGCAGCAAUGGCGUGCUGCCAGAGGCCUUGCUUAUGCAGCAGCGCCUUCAAAGAGAGAAAGCUUUUCUGCCUUUGCCAUCAAGAGAUCAUGACGACACUAAAUGAACAGCCUAUUUCACUUGAAUGCUUCCUUGCAAUAAAUUGCUUUUUGUCUCACUCCCAUUUCUUCUUUUUGCAUUUUGAAUCUCUUAGAACCUCCUUAAGAUCCAACAGUGCAAAAUGUACAUUCUUCACAUUUUUCAACUGCUCUUAACGUCUUGAUCAGGACUGUAUGGAGUGGCAAAAGGAGACGUUUUUAUUGGCAUCUCAGUUACUCGCGUCACAACACAAACCUUGUGAAUAGCGGGGAUCUACUGUACAUUGCGAUCCCGCCUGUCCAGCCACCAGAUCCCAACUCCAUCAUCAAGCAGAACGAGUGCAAACGAGGUCUGGGGGCUCCAGAAACUAGGUAAGACCCCCUUCACACAACUAUCCGAAAUAACAGCAAUAUCAGCACCCACUCGUAUAAAUAAGCUAAGAACUUACGCUCGCUUUCAUGGCCAGCGGUGGUCGCAUCAAACACGGCUGUAGCAGGUUUUUUUGGGGGGGGUUAGGAGAUCAAUCAGAAGUGUGUUUAGAUGUUGACAACCCUUUGAUGGAACCAAAGCAUUGUCAUCUUUGUUAAGCGUCAUUGGGAGGUGGCGUUGGCGCACUUCUGGUUGCUCGGCUGAGAAGCUAACAAGGUUCUAAAGGUGUGUCAACAUGAUGGUGCUGUGUCCAAAGGUUCCACCUUGCGUAACCUCAAAAUAUAACCUUGUUUGGGUUUUUGUUUUGUUUUUUAGUGUGUAUGACAGGGGUGGGCGAACAGCGGCCCGCGGGCCACAUCAGGCCCACCGAGCGUCUCCACCCGGCCCACCGGGCAUUUCCAAACUCCUUUUUUAAACCUUUAGCAUGGAAAGUGUAGCUGGCAACAUGACUUGCAGUGUUACUGUGGCACGCUUGUGUCGCCAUCCAAACAACACAACACGUCCCGGAGUCAGAGUACAUGUAAGAAUACAAACAAAUGUCUACACACGAUACCCAUGCCAAAAAAACACCCGUAUAUUCCUGCCACAAGGCAUGCUGGGUAGCUUGUAAGUUUGUCGCAUUUUUGCUAGAUUGCAAAAUGUUGAUUAGGUCGACAGGGAAGUAAAUAAGGAGUUAACAUACUCUUGAUAGCCAAUGUUUUUAUUGUUCAUAGUUCAUAUUCUUGUUACAGCUGCACUACUCAGCAUGCCUUGCGGGCAUUUGGAAAUAACAGUUUUAAGUUAUGUGCUAUGUUUAGCGCCUAGCUGUUGAUGUGUGCGAUGCAGUACCUUGCCGUGGAUGUGUUUCCGUUUCGUUGCACCGUGAGCAAGUAUGUCAUUGUUUGAUGCCACCUAUGUAUAGACGGCCCCGCCGCCAAUUUUUUUUUUAACCCAAUGUGGCCCGUGAGUCAAAGGUUUGCCCACCCCUGCAGUAUGAUGUGUGUGUCCAAAAAAAAGUAUUUUGUUAGGAAACGUGGAGUGAGGGUGUUCAGUGUUUUAAAAAAAACUAACAAAAAAAAAAGAGUAUUUUUCUAACUGAUUUAGUUGUUUAACUCAGUGAUAGGUGUUGAGUAUGUUCUGGGGAUGUCAGGAGAGCCCGUGAGUGUGGCCAAACAAACAAACAAACAAACAAAAAAAAAGGUUGCCAACACUGUGUCUGACUAACACAACACAACACAGAGAGUACGUAGACACAGUGCCAGCGUAGAACAUUGAAUGUAGCCAACCACGCGGGCUGUGUGCGUUCUAGCCUCUCCCUGGUGCUCUACUGAAUGCUCUCUAUAUUGUCAUACUAUUUUUGUAACUGAAUAGUUGCGGUGUAGCCCCUAUGAAUAUAAUAACCUCAUGUAUGGAAGAUGUAGAGUGGAUAUUCUACACGCUCACUUGUGUCUCACUUGCAUGUUCACACACACACAGCCAACCUUUUUCAUUCAGAGUGUUUGAUGAUGUCUUCCGAGUCUUCGGCUGUUAAACGUGCAAAUUCUUAUGGGAAAAAAAGGAAAAAUCCUCAUACUUGACAGAGCCACGUUGUACUGUAAUGCUAAUAUUUACCAACGCUGCUGCAGAAUUAAGAAAAUUUUUUUUGCCUACGUUAGCAUAUUUUCUCGACAUUUAUGUUUGCAUUCCAUCACAAAGCCAUUCCUCACUUGGAAUAUUUUACUUGCAGUUCCAUCCACACUUACUUGUAGCGCUUUUGGCAACAAUUUGAUGUCUCCAGACUUCCCUCGUGGUGGAUAUUCAAUGUGGUUUUGGUGGUUCUUGUAGCUCAGGAUGAGUCAUUUCUACAACGCGUGAACCAUGAGAGCAUUUAUCUGGUGUGGUAGAAGGUGUACAGGUACCACGGAGUAUUAGGGCCAAAAAAAAUCUGAGAUUUUGAGAAUAAAGUCGUAAAUGUACUAGAAUAACGUGUCAUGGUGUCAUACGUGGGAGAGUGAAAAUAGAGCAUAGCUCUUCAGGAAGGAAGGAAACUUUCCUUUGCUUCAGACAAGCUUUUAUUUAUAACGUGGCAGCAAAACAGAGCAGUUGAGCAUUUAGCAUUUAUAUUACUUGUAGUAUGGCUAGCCCUUCUCACUUCCGCCAAAGGUCACAUAAGUCGCCUCUUUUCAUAGCUGUCUCAGGCAACGCCUGUAAUGUGAAGUUGCCAGUUUUUUCUUGUAAAUUUACGACUUUAUUCUCAUAAAUUUACGACUUUUUCUCAUAAAUUUACGACUUUUAUUCUAGUAAAUGUACGACUUGUUCUCGUAAAUGUACGACUUUAUUCUCGACUCUCAAUGUGGUCGUAAUACUCCGUCGUAUAGAAGAGUGGGGAUGAAGGAUGAAACUUUACCAAGCCUGCCAAAAAGAAGAAUAUAACACAUUGGCAUGUGGAUGGAAGAACUGUUGCAGCACCUCUUUUUACUUGUUUGACCGCAUUUUGAUAUUUUCUUACUUUAUAGCUGUCCGUAUACAAUUUCAACUCUUUAGUUUGAACAUUUUAGCAUCUACUAGAGCCACAUGCAGCAUUAUCUACUUUUAAAAUAUGCUUUGUUUAGUUGUUCUUCUAUUCGUUUCCAAUCUUAAACCUCAACUUCUCAUUUAUGAGCUCCUCUGGGUUGGUUAGUGAGUAGUACACCACAUCGCACAGUGAAUUAUGCAUUUGCUAACAACUCGUGUUAUUUGUACAGCUGUUCUAUAUGAUUUUACCCUCAUAAUCCUCUGUAACCUGAACGGUGCACAGACAAUCGCUAUACACAUGUCAAUAAACCUGUGGAA
Messenger RNA from Dunckerocampus dactyliophorus (ringed pipefish), 6530 nucleotides. Its product is annotated as E3 ubiquitin-protein ligase pellino homolog 2. The record is from RefSeq and is a predicted model, not a curated record. Lineage: Eukaryota; Metazoa; Chordata; Actinopteri; Syngnathiformes; Syngnathidae. Gene Ontology annotation, biological process: protein polyubiquitination; regulation of Toll signaling pathway. The transcript has 7 exons. The coding region runs from base 297 to 1583 and encodes 428 amino acids. Gene Ontology annotation, molecular function: ubiquitin protein ligase activity; protein binding.